Lachancea sp. 'fantastica' is the source of this 1968-nucleotide messenger RNA. The record is from the annotation of a GenBank genome assembly. Lineage: Eukaryota; Fungi; Ascomycota; Saccharomycetes; Saccharomycetales; Saccharomycetaceae.
AUGAGCGAAAGUACGGGCUCCUCGCCCUUUGUGGAGCGUCCGAUGUCGCCUGAAAGCACCAAAACACAUUCAAUCGCGCUCAAAUUCAAGAUGAAUUCGCUGCAAAACCAGUUUGAAAUAGACAAACUGUCCAUGGAGAGAGAGAUCUCAAUGCUUGAUAAGAAAUACCGGACCACACUGAACGAUUUAGAAAAAGCCGUCGAUGACACGAAGUAUUUGUAUUCCACCAACGGAAAGCUAGAGGCCAAACUUCGAGCAGUGGAACAAGAACUAGCAACGGUAAAAAAUGAGAGAUCUGCCGAGAAACAGCAACUGCAACAAGAAUUGGAUCACCGUGAUUAUGAACUACAAGAAUCAAAGUCAUCGGCAAGAUCCAGAAUUUCGUAUCUAGAAAACGAAGUUUCCAAUGUCAGGAUCGAGGCAGAUGGAUGCAAGAGUAUGCUGAAACGGUACGAGGAAGAAGUCCAAUUUCAAAAUAAUCAAAUCCGGCAAUUGCAAGUGGAAGCAGCCCAGAGAGAUGAUAACAUCGCCAGUCUCAAAGCGACCCGCGUUGUUAUGGCCCAUCACAGUUACUCCACAGAAGAUUUAACUGAGCUGACAACUCUCAAAAAUUUACUGAAUGAGCAGAUGUUGUUUUCGAAAAACUUGGAACAAGCAAACCUCGAGCAGGCAAACGAUUUGAAAAAGUUACGUUUCGCUCAGGAGUCUUAUAAGUUCUUACAGUCUGAGAACGAAGAACUCCGAAGAAAAACCGAAAAGCUUGAACUCCUCGAGAAGAGAAACCAGGAUUUGGAGCUUGCAAACGUAGAACUCCAGUCUCAACUAUGUUUCUGGGACAAUAUACAAGAGGCGUCUAGUGGUGGGUCCAAGAAAUCACCCGACGAAGUGGUUCGAGAAUGGGCCAUCUUCAAAAGUGAAAAUUUGAAACUCGUCAAUGAAAUUUCAAAAGCUCAGCUGGACCUGACUAAUGUCCGUAUACUGAAUGAUGAGAUGGCUUUAGAACGCAACCAGCUUUUGGAUCUGAAUAAAAACUAUGAGACCAGUAUCUUGAAUUUGAAAAGACUUAACUACGAAUUUGAGCAACAAAAGCUUCUUUCCUUCGAAGAGUGUAAGAUGUUGCGUAAGCAGCUCGACGACAUGGCACCUUUAUCCAAGGAAAAUGAUAGCGAAAAAUCAAGCGAUCAGCAAACACUGGAUAAACUAGUACAGAGCUACAAGGAAAAAACUGAAGAUCUUACAAGUGAACUUAAAAAACUUAAUCAAGAUAUCAUGAACAAUGGCGACGGUAUACCGCACAACAAAAAACGGAAGACUAGCGACGACGUAGCGUUAAACUAUUCACAGCGGUUGAACGAGUUGCAGCUACAGAAUUUGGAGUUAACUCGCAAGCUCUCAAGCUCUACUGACACAAUUGAACUUCUAGAAGCAAAAAUCAAAAAGCUUAAACAAUUGAGUGAGAAAAAGGUACGCAUUCUGCAGCUGCGGGAUAAUCCAUUUUCCAAAAACCAACAGGUUAAGCAAAAGAGGUUGGCUCUGCUUCUUAAAGAAAACGAGGAUUUAGUAGCGGGAAAAGGUGUUGUACUCGAAAACACUGUUCCGAGAUCCUUAUAUGAACGGCUCAAAUUUGAUGUUUCGCAGCUGGAGGAUGAAAUCUUCAAGCUCAACAAAAAAAUCACCAGACUACGUGAGGUGUUCAAUCGAAAAUCGCUUGAAUUCAUAGACGCGGUCAAUUCGUUGUUAGGAUUCAAACUUGAGUUCAGAUCCGACGGAAAAAUCAAAAUGAUACCCUGCUACAUGCCUGACAAGUUUUUGGUCGCAGAUUUAACUAAUGAUUCCAUGAAAUCAAACCUGCAGCAGGAGAUCGAGGGCUGGGACGCACUUCUGCAAGACUUGGUGUUCGAAAAAGGACAAAUGCCUGCGUUUUUCGCCACGAUAACAAUGAAGCUUUGGGAAAUGAAGCAAAAAUGA